AUGACUACAAGAGUUCAAACAGUUAAUGGCGAUGUGAGUCCCAGCGCGCUCGGCCUGACGCUCACUCAUGAGCAUUUGCAUAUGAAAUUCACACAUUUCUACAGACAACCGCCAAAACAAAUUGCCGAUAAAUUUCAGUUAGGAUUUUCGCUCGAAAAUGUCGGAUUUUUAAGACAAUACCCAUACAGUUCUCAAUGUAACUUACUUCUUAAUGACCCAGAAUCUCAGCAAGCUGUUUUAAAUGAUGUCAAGGCUUUUAAAACGUUUGGCGGUGGUACUAUUGUGGAGAACUCUACAGUAGGGCUAGAGAGAAACAUCGAAUUCCUUAAGAAUGUUUCUUCCAACACUGGUGUACACGUUGUAGCUGGAACAGGUUUCUACAUAGCAGACACGCAACCCGACUCUUCCAUAAACAACACCAAAGAAGAGCUUUACAAUCACAUGUUAAAGGAAUUAACAGAAGGCUGUGUUGAUUAUCAAUCAGUAAAAGCGGGAUUUGUUGGGGAAAUUGCUAGUGUUUGGCCCAUAAAAGAUUUCGAGCGCAAAGUUAUCACGGCAUCCGGUGAGUUACAAGCGCAGUUGAACUGCGGGGUAAGUUUUCACCCACACCGAGAUCCAGAAGCCCCAUUCGAGAUAAUGCGUUUAUAUCUGGAGGCGGGUGGGCGCGCAGACAAAGUUGUUAUGUCACAUUUGGACCGUACAUUGUUACAAACUGAGAAACUGUUGGAAUUCGCUGAUUUAGGUGGAUACUGUCAGUUCGAUCUCUUCGGUACGGAGGUUUCGUAUUAUCAGCUCAAUGAGACUUUCGACAUGCCUUCAGAUUCACAACGCAUGGAGAAAAUACAAGCACUAAUUAAGGAAGGUCGAGAGGAUAAAAUUCUUAUGUCUCAUGACAUUCAUACUAAACACAGGCUGAUAAAGUUUGGCGGUCACGGAUAUUCUCAUAUAAUAAACAACGUGCUACCUAGAAUGAAGGCUAAAGGCAUUUCGCAGGCUACCAUAGACAAAAUAACUGUUGAAAAUCCCGCGAACUGGUUAACGGUUAACUUUUAA
Messenger RNA from Parnassius mnemosyne (clouded apollo), 1053 nucleotides. Lineage: Eukaryota; Metazoa; Arthropoda; Insecta; Lepidoptera; Papilionidae. The record is from the annotation of a GenBank genome assembly.